This is a messenger RNA of Oikopleura dioica, 1095 nucleotides long. The record is from the annotation of a GenBank genome assembly. Lineage: Eukaryota; Metazoa; Chordata; Appendicularia; Copelata; Oikopleuridae.
AUGAUCGUCCUUGCUGCGCAUACUGGCGCCGGAUUUAUUGCCCAGAGGAACAGAGACAGACAUGUCAAAUUGUUGAAGACAGCUUUGAAAGAGGGCGUGCGUGUAUACCUGGCAAAUGGGUGUCUCCAGGAAGCGAUUUCCCAAAUUGUCUCCGUCCUUGAAAACGAUUCCGUGACAAAUGCCGGCCAUGGAGGAAAUCUGACCGAAACUGGCAAGAGGGAAAACGAAGCCGGUCUGAGUUUUACGAAGAGAAUCGGCGGGGUCGAGGAGCGAGGUCACGGCGCCGUUUCGGGCCUGAAUAAUGUUCUCAAUCCGAUUCAAGUGGCAAAGAAAAUUGCAGAGCUCCAAUCUAGGUUUAAUACAUCCCCGACUGACAGAGGCAAGGACAAACAAGGACGCAUCCCUCCUAUUCUAAUUUCCGGCCCUGGUGCUGAGCAAUUCGCCAAAAACAACAACAUCAGCUAUCGCGAAGAUCUGCCCAUCGCUGAGAAAGCGCUCAAAGUCUUCAAAAAGUACUCCAAAGUCCUAAAACGAGCAGCUGAGAAAACAAACGGGCCUCCUGAGAAGAUUCAAAAGUCAUGUGACACGGUAGGAGCCGUAGCGAUGAAAAUCGAGAAGAAUGAUAACAACGAAGAGUAUUCAUCCGAUUCCGUCGCUGCUUCAAGUUCUGGUGGAUUCGUCGUCAAAAGAAAUGGAAGAGUCGGAUCAGCCGCUCAUCUUGGUGCUGGAUUCUGGUCGCAGGAAGAUUCUUGCACCACGUGUUCUGGCUGCGGCGAAGAGUUGAUCAUCCACAAUACUGCCAGACUCGCUUGUUCGGAGGAGUUUCUUUUUGACUCUCACUCUAUCGCUUCAAAUUUUCCAAGUUCUUCGAACACCGGCAUCGAGCUUGGAUUCCUCAAGCUGCUGAAUGACGGAAGAGGCGGAAUAGAACUUCAGUAUUUGCACACUACAAGCGACUUUAUGAUAGGCUACGUCUUUUUGAACCCUAAUUUAUCUGACCCAGACACUCUAGCUUACAACUGCCAUCAUUCGGAAAAUCCGAAAGUGGGAAACUCCCAGUACAGUUCCUUUAGAUUUUCUUACUCACAAGAUUAA